GGUAGGUCCCUUUUUCACGUGCGGCGCGGGCGCGCACUCCACGGCGCUGGUCCCCGGGCGUGGGCUGAGCCUCUGUGCGCCAGUCGCUGAGUACCCGCCCCGCCCCGCCCCCGGCCCGCAGGCUCCUGAGCUCGCGCACGCGCAACGCAGAGCUUCCACCGGUCUCGGGAGGGAGCGGUACGGGACGAGCAGAGGCCGGGCCUGGCGGAGGCCGGCGCCGCGGUGCGCGGGGAGGAGCCCGGGCCGCGCUGCCCACGGAGAGGAGCAUGUCCGCGACGCGAGCCAAGAAAGUGAAGAUGGCCACCAAGUCCUGCCCCGAGUGCGACCAACAGGUUCCUGUUGCAUGUAAAUCAUGUCCCUGUGGUUACAUAUUUAUUAGUAGAAAACUUUUAAAUGCAAAACACUCAGAGAAAUCACCAUCUUCUACAGAAAACAAGCAUGAGGCCAAGAGGAGGCGAACAGAGAGAGUUAGGAGAGAGAAGAUAAAUUCUACAGUAAAUAAAGAUUUAGAAAACAGAAAGAGAUCUCGAAGUAACAGCCAUUCAGAUCAUAUCAGACGAGGAAGAGGAAGACCUAAAAGUGCAUCUGCCAAAAAACAUGAGGAAGAAAGAGAGAAACAGGAAAAGGAAAUUGACAUCUAUGCUAACCUCUCUGAUGAAAAGGCUUUCGUGUUUUCGGUCGCCUUGGCAGAAAUAAAUAGAAAAAUUAUCAAUCAAAGACUUAUUCUCUGAUCCUUGUCUGAAGAAUCUGUUGAAACUUCCUUCAGGAUUGCAUCAGCAAAUUCUCAAAGUGAAGGACUCUCAGGAGCAUUCUGACUGCAUCAAUAAGGGGCAUUGAUUGUUUUUCAUUUUUCAUUUAGCCUGUGCCACACUUUUGGAGCAAAGCUGUGUGCUCGGACUAUUCUGGGAUUUCCUUGUUUACCAAGGAAUAUUGUCAGUGUUUUGUGUUGGGACAUAAGUGGGGUAUUUACAGAACCAAACCAAAAUGUUGGAUGGAUGGAUGUUAAAAAUAAAAAGCGAUCAGAGUAGGGGUGGAAGUAUGAAAAUGGGAAAAUGAAAUGCUUGAUAAUUUGCAGGUUUGGCACCAGAAGUGCAGUAUUUUAAAUACUAUGAGAAAGAGUGAUGUUUAAAUAUAUAUGUAUACAGCAGGUUUUCAGCACUAACAGGUUGCGUAUAUACAGUCAUUUACCUUUAAUAAAUUGGCAAUUGAUACUUUAUUGAAUGAGGAAUUAAGAAUAUAAACUGUAAAUUUGUCCUCAAUUGAUUUUUUCCCCCUCGGCCAUUUUUAUGAUGUAAAGUAUGAGUUAUAUUUUUAGUAUACUUUCUAAACAGUUUGGAAGUUUGGGUGCUAUAUGAAGAAAAACAUUUAAGGAUAUAUCAUACUUCAGAUAGACACCUUGUUUUAUUGAAUGUAAUUUAUUUAUUGGUUACAAAAAUCUUUUCUCCUCUCAGAAUGGUGCCUGUUAACCUAAACUUAGAAUAUAUUUAUUACAUGCAAAAUAUUUCUUAGAUAGCCACUUUUAAGCAGUAAUAUUUUAUCUGAGUGGAUGUUCAUUUACACAUCCUGAUAAUUAUUUAAAUUGUUACCUUAACCUCACCCAAAAAAAUAAAGCUUAAUAUUGAAAC
Molecule: messenger RNA, 1625 nt
Organism: Octodon degus (degu)
Lineage: Eukaryota; Metazoa; Chordata; Mammalia; Rodentia; Octodontidae
Gene: Hdip1
Product: chromosome unknown C16orf87 homolog
Exons: 4
Coding region: 267-731 (154 amino acids)
Source: RefSeq, a predicted model, not a curated record